CUGCAUAGAAAUGCAUGUAUGUAUUCCAGUAAAAAAUGAAAUUCAUUUGUUAUUUGAACAGCGUAGAUACGCGCUGAUAAGGGGAUUUAUAACUGUUUGUAUGAUUUUGCUAGCACCAUAGUUGUGUUGUCAGCUCUAACUCAUUCAUCAUGGCAGCCUAUUACUGGGUAGAUACUCGCGCUCGUAACGGAGUACCAAGCACAGCCCUUCGUGGUGGCACUGACAGUGAUGGUGAUGCAAUUUAUGUUGGACGCGCUUUCCACGAUGGCGAUUGGCUUCCAGCCAAAGUAAUUCCCAAUAAAGAUGUUGCUUACAUUGCCUACGGGGGUGAGGAACAUUCUAAAUGUGAAUAUCAGGUAUUGUGUGAACAGAGAUUCGAUUGGGUUUCUGCUAGAGACGGUGAAAUUCCUGACGGCGCUGUUGAAGGCGGAAGAACGUGCGAUGGGGAACCACUUUACAUUGGAAGGGCACAUCAUCACGGCUCAUUGACUGUUGGAAAGGUCCAUCCGAGCCAUGGUUGCUGCUACAUCCCCUAUGGUGGAAAGGAGCACCAUUACAACCACUACGAGGUCCUCAUCCUUAGACCCUGAGAGCUAUCUUCGCUUAUAUUUGAUUUUUGUAUGAAAAUUUUGAAUGAAAUGAAAAUAUUUCAUGUAACAAUUUUAUGAAAUAAAUAUCCUGUUCAACUCA
Coccinella septempunctata (seven-spotted ladybird) is the source of this 690-nucleotide messenger RNA. Its product is annotated as natterin-3-like. The record is from RefSeq and is a predicted model, not a curated record. The transcript is spliced from 4 exons. The coding region runs from base 150 to 590 and encodes 146 amino acids. NCBI's taxonomy places the organism in Eukaryota, Metazoa, Arthropoda, Insecta, Coleoptera, Coccinellidae.